AUGGACAGGUCGCUCGCGACAUUACUGAGGUCACUUCAGACCUCAGGUCAUCCAGAUGAUGCCGCUCGGUUACUACCAGUGGCUACUGGCCUUCUGUCACGCCUCUCGAACCCUCUCAAUAUCACCCUGUUAACGUCACAGCUCCUGUCGAAUGACGUUCUCUACCCGACCCCGACAGAUGUCGCCCGGUGUCGACAGGUAUUCAGCGUCUUCUACACUGCGGUGCUGCGCUUGAUCGAAGAUAAACAUAGCUUUGCUCAGGAACAUACGCGAAGCAAUCUCACGGUUACGGAGUGGACGACGGCUGUUGUACACGGGGCAAAUGACAAGUCCCCCCGAUGGAGGCAUACAUUAUUGCUGGGGGCGCUCCUCCUGGCAUUCCGAUCCAAGGACUUUGAAGGACUCGCCUCAGGCUUGAAGAACAAACUCGAAGUUGCGCUGGUGCUCGCCUCAAACCUGGCCCUGGAACAAAAAGAUGCCGAGCCUAAUUGUGAGCUGGCUGUCGUUUUCGUCUUGAACCAUACUUUCCCUCUCCUUGCGGAAGUCCAUCAACAACAGAUUAAUUACGAUCUACUACUGCCGAUAUUGAUUGAUGCGACCUUCUUCUCUCGGGAGGGCCUAGAGCAUGGAUAUUGGCUGGGAGUGAUCGACUACGACGUCCGACCGUCUUCCGGGCCCGAGCAGAAAUUCAACUGGACGGCCAAUUCCACGUCUUUCCGCAAAGUCACAGAGAUCAAAUCGAGAAAUCUGGUAUCCGCACUUGGCCCUCUGUCGCGCUUGGUCGCUCACAGCAUCGAGAACGUCCAGGACCCAUCCCUGAUCGUCUUCGCCAUCAACAGGCUGGCCGAGUUUUCACGGACUCUUGCCACUUCGUGGAGGCAGAACAAAUUAUCCGAAGUGGACAUUAAGGAAGAAGCUCAAUGCUUGGACCAGGAAACUGUUACCAAAACCUUCCCCAUUCUCUUACAGGUUCUGAGAGACACAAUGUUCUCGAUGGUCAUCAGUCUUCGAUCCGUGCUAGGAAGACUGCUCUGUGACAGAGUUCUAGCGUCGGACUCGAAUUGCCCAAGCAUAGCCAUGCAAUCUUUGCACAUUUUGCGGGACACAUACUUCAUAGCACAUCGGUUCGGACUCACGUCGUCCUCACAGUACGUCUUUGUCAACUUCACAUCCAUCGAUAUUCUGAGUCAAUACCCGCUGCAAUCGGAGAAUUUCCUGGACUCAAUCCGACCGGCUGAUCUGGGUCGAAUUCCUCCGCAUCCGCUCGACAGGCUCCAGGAUCUCUUCUUCCUGAACACCGCCGAACAUUUCACCUUGAUACUAUCACCACAGACCAAUAAAGACCUCCUCUUUAGUGCCGCAACGCCGUAUGUCGAUCCACAAGGAGACCCGCGGCUAGCAGAGAUCUUUGAAGCUGCACACAGUGUUGUGCUGGCCAUCCUUGCUGCACCUCAAAACGCAGAGCUUGCAGGGACAAUCGUUCCAUUUUACGUCGAGACACUGCUCCAAAGUUUUCCAAAGCCGCUUUCGCCUCGUCAAUUCCGGUUAGCUAUCAAAUCUGUCGUCCGUCUUGCAGCGCCACCAUCUGCUCUUGCCAUAUCUAUGCCGCAUACGCAAGCCGUCGUUGUAGAUCUACUAAGAGAGCGUAUGGAUCAUGCGUCAGAAGAUCCACUUGCUCCCAAUCCAGAUCUUCCGAUUGAGAACAGUCGCCCUUUGUCAGAAAAGGCUGUUUUGCUUCUUGCCAUUAUUGAUUGCUUGAGUUUCUUACCGGUAACGUUAUUGGACGAAUGCCUGCCUCUGACUGCGGAGCUCCUCCACAAGGUUGGAAAUCCGAUGCAAAGGAAACAGUGCCAACAGCGACUGUGGGAGACGUUGAGCAAUGGAGAGAUGGACGUUGAGCGCGCUGCAACAUGCGUCGCUUGGUGGACUUCCAGAGGAGGGCGGGAGCACGUCAUACACGGGGAACAGCAGGAGGACCAGGAUUUCACUAUGAGCGGCGCCUUGCAGUUCAACAAUAAACUGUGA
Molecule: messenger RNA, 2025 nt
Organism: Fonsecaea nubica
Lineage: Eukaryota; Fungi; Ascomycota; Eurotiomycetes; Chaetothyriales; Herpotrichiellaceae
Exons: 2
Coding region: 1-2025 (674 amino acids)
Source: RefSeq, a predicted model, not a curated record